AUGGCUACUCUCAACUCUCUCAAGGUAGCUCUGAGGCAAAGUGACAAUCAAAUGACCCCUGCCCUGGGGUCACCAUUAUCAGAAGAGCAGUACAGAGACGGCUUCAGUAUCUUGGCAAAGGGGUCUCAUUUGACUGUAUACAAGGACUUCAUUGUCCCCCAGCUAUGUCAUCUCCUCGUCCCACUUUUACACUUGCGCGCUCGCUUUUCGAUACUGGAGAUCGGACCUGGCCCGGAAAGCGUUUUGACUCAUCUCCCUGAGUACCUCAGAGCUCGAAUUACAAAAUACACCGCAUACGAGCCCAACAAAAUAUUCGCCAGCAGCCUUGAAACACAUCUCGGCUCUUCGGUAGGUACCAAGCCUUCUUUUCCGUCUCUUGAUGGCCCGGUCAUCCUCCAUCAGGCUCCGUUUGACCCAUACUAUGAAAAUGGAAGUGAUUUGAGUGCCAGCGGACACGAGAGCGAGAAAUUUGACUUGGUUCUGUUCUGUCACAGCAUGUAUGGCAUGAAAGAACAGAACAAGUGCAUUAAUAAAGCACUCGGGAUGUUGGCUGGGAUGCCUGCAAUUGGAAUGGUUGUGGUAUUUCACCGUGAUGGAUCCCUGAGUCUCGGCGGGCUGGCCUGUGAUCAAACGGCUUCUUUCCCAACAGGGACCGUUUGCGUGCCCGACGAUAACGCAUCAUUGGACUGCUUUGCAAGCUUUGUGUCUGGUUAUUCUUCACAUAACUUUGAAACUAUUCGACUCGGACGGCGAGAGGUAUGCCGCGAGCUCGGCCGGCGUGACGUAUCUCACCCAGACCAUCUGGUGUUUAGCUCGCCUGAGAUCAUGGUUACUUUCAAGAAAUCUGCCACUGCAUUAUCCAAGCUCAAAGGCAAGGUGCCACUCCUGUUCGGCAACCGAGAAGUCAAAAAUCGAGAAGCUCGUCUCUCCAAACCGUCUUGCGUCGUUCGACCAUCGGAAAUCUAUCAUAUUCAGCGGUGCGUGAAAUGGGCUCUCGAGCACAAUGUCGGGCUGAGUGUCAUCGGUGGAGGUCAUAGCGGGCACUGCAUGAGGUCUCACGUCGUCGCAGUUGACAUGGCCGACAUGAACAAAAUCAACAUCAUCGGGGCCAACGACACGGCAGAAUCCGAAUCCAGUCCCUGUCCGCUAGUCAUUGCUGAAGCCGGCUGCACGACGGGAAAUAUCAUCAAAAAAACCAUGGAAGCAGGCCUCACAGUGCCGCUGGGGUCUCGCCCAAGCGUGGGCGCUGGCUUAUGGCUGCAGGGAGGUAUCGGACAUUUGGCUCGAGUUCACGGUCUCACAUGCGACGCUAUAGUUGGUGCCGUUGUCGUUGGCGUUGAAUCUGGUCAGAUCUUUUGCAUUGGCUCAGUACCUUCUGAACACUGGCCAGGGGGUGCCAUCCGUCCAGGUAACGAGGCCGACUUGCUCUGGGCCAUCAAAGGGGCUGGAACGAGUGUUGGCAUUGUGGCAAACGUUGUUUUCAAGGCCACCAAAGUCCGAAAUUACUCGGUUCAAAAUUGGGUUAUUCCUCUCCCAGACAAAUCCACAGCCGAUGUCAAACUGGAUCAGAUUGGACGGCUCACUGGAAGUAAUUUGCCUCGCAACUGUUCCGUUGAUGCUUACCUGUACUGUGAUAAUGAUCAAUUACACCUCGGGGUAACAAGACUUGAAUCAUUCAUCUCCAGAGGUCAGGAAAUGCCGAUGCUCAACCUGCCAAAUCUCGAUCCAAUUCUGGGACAGGGAAGUGAGAUCAGAACAAUGAAUGGCGUUGAACUCUUUGAAGCUGAAAUGCACAUGUCGCUCAUGCAUGGCGGUCAUGACGCUGCCAAAACAUCUUCAUUCAAACGGUGUUUAUUCCUGAAAGAUCUCGGAUCACCAAUGACCUCCAUUCUGGUAUCCGCUCUCGAGAGUCGCCCAACGAGUUUCUGCUACUUCCAUUUAUUACAUGGAGGCGGUGCAGUUCGCGAAGUUGCGUUCAAUGCCACAGCUUUUGGUUGUCGCGACUGGGAAUAUGCCUGCGUGAUCACUGGGGUCUGGCGUCGAAAUGACGAUGAUACCCAAGUUGCCCGAGCAGCCAUCGACUGGGUGUACAAAGUAGCCAAUGAUCUACUGCAACUGGAUUGUGGGGUAUACAAUGCAGAUCUUGGGCCAGACCCCCGAGAUGCAGCACUGGUAGCCAAUGCGUUCGGGCCAAAUGCAGAACGCCUUGUCGGUAUAAGACACAGGGCAGAUCCGCACAACGUUCUCGCAUUUACCUGCCCGAUUCCGAGAUCGACAAAAUGCAACAGACAAAGAGUUACUUUCCUUGUUUCUGGUGAUAGUUGCGCUGGCAAAGACUACUGCGCUCCUAUUUGGGCUUCUGUGUUACGUGCGCGCAGGCAGAAGCCCCUUACGGCUCGCGUUGUGAGCAUCAGCACUGCGACGAAGAUGGCCUAUGCGACCGCUACUGGUGCGGACGCGGCCCGUUUGCUUAAUGAUCGGCCCUACAAGGAGCAACAUCGGGCUGCGAUUGGUUCAUUUUUCCAGAAGCAGUUGGAGCAGAGACCUCGAUUGCUGGAAGAGCAAUUUGUCGAUGUGGUCAAAGAUAAUCUUGAUGUCGACGUGCUUUUCAUCACUGGAAUGCGGGACAAAGCCCCGGUCGCAUCCCUCUCGCAUCUAGUGCCAGACACGAAACUGGCUGACAUUCAUGUCCGAGCCAGUGAAGCGACAAAACAAGCUCGAAAGGGAGUUAAUGACAAUGAAACUCUUCAGGACCAUGAGGUUUCCAGCGUGACUGAAUUGGACUACAGCCCAGCUUUAGUCUUCGAUAAUGACAUGACGGGAAGCGAGGCAGUUGAGCAAUUUGCGAGCCAAUUCCUGCCCCCUUUUCUCGAUAACCGCCUUCAGAAGCUAGCUGACAUGGUCCGGGUAGUACCCAACUUUCCAUCUCGAGGCAUCAAUUUCCGGCAUGUGCUCAGCUUGCUUCAACAACCCUCUGGGCUUGCCCAUUGUGUAUCUUUGCUGAGAGAUCACUUCAUUCAAAAGGCCCCAGUCAAUGUCAUAGUAUCUUGCGAGGCCGGCGGAUUUGUAUUUGCCUCGCCCCUAGCGUUGAUCACCGAUACACCAGUGGUGUUGGUUCGAAAUGCUGGCAAACUACCACCACCGACAUAUAGCGUUUCCAAAGUUGCUUCUCACAUCUCGGAAUCGCUUCAAUCAACGGAAAGCAAGAUUGAGCUGGAACGAAACGCGAUUCCCAGGGGGGCUUCGGUGGUGAUGGUUGACGAUGUCUUUGCGUCAGGAAGGACAAUCUGUGCAAUGCUCCGGCUCUUGGAGAAAGCCCAUGUCUGUAUUCAAGAUGUCAGUGUCUUGGUUGUGGCUGAAUUUCCUCUUCAUGCUGGCCGGAAACUUCUGCAUCGGUGUGGAUUUGGGGCUGUCAGUGUUCAAAGUCUCUUGGUGUUUGAUGGUGCAUAG
Molecule: messenger RNA, 3450 nt
Organism: Penicillium olsonii
Lineage: Eukaryota; Fungi; Ascomycota; Eurotiomycetes; Eurotiales; Aspergillaceae
Source: the annotation of a GenBank genome assembly